UUAAUUGCACGGCAUAUGCUUGAUUUUUGGAACGAAAAUAGACUUGCAAUUGAUCGCAAGUUUCUUGCAACGCUCCAUAAAACUUGACAAGGACAGGCUUGACAAGGAAAGACCAGAAUAGGAAAAACGUGCCAAGUUAAGGUUUGACUAGGAUAGACCCGAAUACUAAGACUUGACAAGGAAAGGCUUGACAAGGACAGACUUGAAUAGGAAAGACUCGACCAGGACAAAAUCCCGACUUAGAAAGACCUGCAUCUGGUGCAUGUGCAAACCAAGAUGGUGGAGUCAACACAAAAACCGUCAGUGAGGAGAUGGCUCAUUCUCGCCGGCGUCUCCCUGACCAUCUUCCUUGAAGUAGGUGUCCUGAAGAGCUAUGGUGUCUUCCUGAACGAUAUCACCAGGGACCUUGACACGACUACGGGCCUAGUGGGACUCGUCUCAGGACUUGCUCAAGGAAUUACAUAUUUGUUAGCCCCAGUGAGUCGGUUCUUGACGAAAAAGUUGUCGGUCCGACAGGUUAUAAUCCUAGGAGCAAUAAUUGGAACUUCAUCCUAUAUAAUGACUUCUUUUUCACGAUCAUCUUGGCAGUUUGGAGUUGCUUUGCUCUCAUCAGGUAUGGGCUACAGCAUGGUGACGUUUCCUGCACACGCACUUCCGGUUCGGUACUUCCCAGAUAAAUUCGAAUUAGCUUCUAGCAUCAUAAUGACAGCUGGUGGUCUAGGCAUGAUGUUGCUCCCUGUCAUAGCGGAACAACUUAAUCGCAUCUAUGGUUGGCGACAAGCCAUGUUACUUCUUGGUGCAUUCAGCUUACACAAUAUCCCAAUCGGUGCGUUGGUGAAGGAAGAGGGAAGUAUUUCCGGAGCAAAGGCACCAUCAAAGAAGGAUGUAAAGCAUCGUGGAAAGGAGUAUUCGUCUGCAAGUGUCUUGCAACCGCUUUUGGAGUCAACAUCGAUCAGCCAUCGAGAAAAUAAUCCGGAUGAGGAAAAUCACUUGAGGGAACUAAGUACAGCAGAAGCGGGUAUACAGUCUACGGAAUCUCCAAAUGGUGUCCUUAAGAACAUAGCGCCCAGUGUGAGGCCCAAUCCAAAGACGAUUGUCAUCGAGAAAGAGACAGACGGUGUCAAGAGCACGUCACAAAAAUCAGUCUGGCAAUCGCUGAAAACUCUUACAGGUUUUGACAUUGUCGAAAAGAAGCCAGACGUUUUGAGUGUCAUAUUCGCCAUGUUUAUGCUAGGCAUGACUUACAGCGGAUGGAUUAUAUUUAUAGUACCAAACGGCAUCGCGAAAGGAUAUCUAUUGGAACAUUCAAUACUUCUUGCCACAGUCGGGGGAGCUGCCAAUAUCUUUGGACGUUUCAUCAUAGGGUUCGUAAGCAAAUUGCAGCUUUUCUCAAACAACAAGCUAUAUGUUAUGUUAUGUUUUGUGUCUUUCGUGGCAUACACGAUGAACAUCUUGUCAACUCAAUUUUGGGCCUUGUGCAUUCUUGCAGUUUUAAAUGGUAGUACGUUAGGUGCUAUGACAGGAAUGAUAACAUUACUUUCCCGGGAUACAGCACCUGACGGGGACGUAGAGGGCGUGAUAUCUCUGCUUCUUAUGGCACUAGGAGGAGGUCUUCCUGUCGGUGGCUUUGCAGUGGGAUGGUUUUUUGACAGGUCUAAUUCGUACGACGCGUCAUUCCUUCUACUUGGCUCGGUCAGUCUGGUCUCCGCCUUCUUUCUCAUCACCCCAAGCAUUCCCGAUGCGUGCCGCUGCGUCUACCAGUCAGUCUUAAACCGAUGUCUCAACCAGAGCAGUCGAUUCCGGGGGACGGGAGAACGAUAGAACCCUCAUCACCCCAAGCAUACCCGAUGCGUACCGUUGCGUCUACCAGUUAGUCCUUAUGUCUCAACCAGAGCAGUUGA
Molecule: messenger RNA, 1901 nt
Organism: Lytechinus variegatus (green sea urchin)
Lineage: Eukaryota; Metazoa; Echinodermata; Echinoidea; Temnopleuroida; Toxopneustidae
Product: monocarboxylate transporter 14-like
Exons: 4
Coding region: 277-1821 (514 amino acids)
Biological process (GO): transmembrane transport
Molecular function (GO): monocarboxylic acid transmembrane transporter activity
Source: RefSeq, a predicted model, not a curated record